Molecule: messenger RNA, 2163 nt
Organism: Brugia malayi
Lineage: Eukaryota; Metazoa; Nematoda; Chromadorea; Rhabditida; Onchocercidae
Gene: Bma-vps-33.1
Exons: 17
Coding region: 1-2163 (720 amino acids)
Biological process (GO): vesicle-mediated transport; intracellular protein transport
Cellular component (GO): lysosome; CORVET complex
Source: RefSeq, a predicted model, not a curated record
AUGGAUAUCAAAAACGGAAGCGUCACUGAUAUUUUAUCCAAGGCCAAUGCAAGGAUUCUAUUCUGUGCAUUGGAUGCGAUCGAUGGUCCGAAAAUAAUUGUGUGGGAUCCAACUCUUAUCAAACAAUUCAACUUAGUGACAACAACAGAACAAUUGAAACAGCACAAGGUUGUAUCUAUGCUGCAGCUAGAUCUUUCGCCAAGGGUACCACAAGUGGAACAUAACCAUAUCGUUUAUAUUUUAUCGACAUCUAAUUCAUCAGUAAUCAAUAAGCUAAUUGCAUGUCUCAAACACGCUAGAUCCGUUAAUGAUAGUCGUCAGCACCACGCUUUGGUAGUCCCAGAAGCCUCAUUCAUGAUUCGGGAUACGUUAAAACAGGACCGAGAAGCAAGCUCAGUCUUGAAAACACUUGAAUCAUUGCCAUUGAGACUUUUUCCACUCUACAGUGAUUUUCUCACUCUUCUUAUGGAUAAUUUGCCGUCAAAACUUCUUUUAGAUAGCGAUUGGACAGAAUUGCAAAAAUGCGCUUCAGCCGUAAGACAGCUUGAACUUUUAGUGGACUGUUUGCCCAACUUAAGGUGCAAAGGAAAAUGGGCGGCGCAAGUAGUUGAAAUUGUGAAGAAAAUGAGAACUCAGGAGGAAAUGGAGUCUGUGUCGGGGCAUAAUGAUUUUCAAAUAUCGGAUAUUAUCUUAAUCGAUAGAUGGAUUGAUCCUUUGACGCCUAUGCUGAUACAGUUAACAUACGCUGGUUUAGUUGAUGAAAUAUUUGAUAUGGGUGCCACAGGUAACAUUAAGACAUCAAAAAUAAGGAACGCAAGUGAUUCAGCUGAUGCUGCUAGUGAAAUACCCUUGCAUGACCCACUUUUUAAACUGAUCCGAGAUCUUCAUAUCAAAGAUGUUGGAAAGCAAAUAGGAGAAACGCUAGUAAUGCUUCGUGACGAACGUGUGAGAUUAAAAGAGAAUCCACCGAGUGAUUCGUUAGCAGAAAGCAAAGUUUUUGUUCGCAGACUGCUUGACAUGCAAGGAAGCGAAAAACAUGCCGAUACUCAUACACUGAUUGCCGAACAUUUGAUGAGCUUUAUUCGUGAUGAUUUGCGGUACUCCACCUUUCCAAAAUUGGCAAUUGAUAUUGUACAAGGAGAAUAUGGUGACCGAGUAAUUCCGCAGCUUGAGAAUCUUAUUCUAGAAGCAUACAAUCCUUUAAUUGUUUUGCGUUUCAUCUCACUUCAAUGUAUGGUUACUGGUGGUUUCAAGAAUGCUACCAUUAGUACUUAUGAGAGACUUUUUAUCCAGAGCUAUGGUGGAUAUUACAUGUCAUUGUGGAUAAAACUGCAAGUAACUGGACUUUUGUGGGAAAGAAAUGGCAAAAUAAAAUGCGAAUAUGCUCCAUUUGAUUUCCAAACAGCAUGUCACCGGAUGUCAUGCUUUGUCGAUGAAGAGCACAGUGCAUACGGAACUACGGCAUAUCCGUAUAAUGGUUACGUACCUUUAAUUGUUCGGUAUAUCGAAACGGGUAUACGAAACAAUUGGCGAGAUUGGACAACGAUUCAGAGCGAUGAUCAUUCAACAAUGAGUCACGGCACUUAUUCCAUCAUUUUCAUUAUUGGCGGUGUUACACAGGCUGAGUUGGCAUGCCUUAGGAAAAUACGUUUUUCAAAUAAAUUAACAAUGAAAACGGUUGUUUGUCAAGAAAAUUUAUUUGUCGGAAAGAUGACUGAGUAUACAGGUCAUAUUCAGAAAAUGCAUGAAAAUAUAACAAGAAAAGUGGAACAACUGGUGACCGAUAUGACACGACAACUUAUCGCAAGCGCCAACAAUGACGAAGAUGUUGAAGUGGAGGUAAAAAUGUUGUUUGGGAAAGUUAUCGAUAAUCCAAGAAAUGCAACUGGUCGGAAUUCCAUAAGCAAAAAUCUUUGCCCGAUGCGAAAAAUUCCUGGUUCCUUUGACGCUACUGUUACUAUAACUGAAGCGUCAUCAAUGAGCCAUGGAGAAUCCAUUAUCAGUCACUACUCAUCACCAGUCCAGCAAAUUACAACCGAAGAAGACGAGACAUCGGUGAAUGGAGAGAUCGAAAAGAAAGAUUCAGCAAGAAACUCAACAUCGUUCAACAUCGUUACAUUCCAUGGAUUUCAAGAGAAGAGAAAAGAAUUUGUGACAUCUUAG